Messenger RNA from Priapulus caudatus, 3952 nucleotides. RefSeq lists its product as uncharacterized. The transcript has 4 exons. The coding region runs from base 409 to 2925 and encodes 838 amino acids. NCBI's taxonomy places the organism in Eukaryota, Metazoa, Priapulida, Priapulimorpha, Priapulimorphida, Priapulidae. The record is from RefSeq and is a predicted model, not a curated record.
GCGCGUGCGUGCGUGCGUGCGUGCGUGGGGAGACAGGCUGAGAGAGGAGUGAACGAUCGAGUGAGUGAGGGACCGACGAAAGCGUGCAGCACCGUCAGCAGGAUGGCUUGUACUGACGGCGCUUGGCAUCUGGAAGACAACGCCUAUCUAUCUAGCGUCCACCCGGAACCUGAUUAUUCUCAGUGGGAAUAUACUCACAGAGGUACCCACUUACAAACGCACACGCAGAGUCUCAUACGCACGCCCGCAUGUGCUGCCGCACGCCACCCUCGAUUCGUUUAGAAGGAAACACAAUGUACCAUAUGUGCGCAUGGCAGCCUCUGUCGGAGGGACAGGUGGGCGGCAGUCAGCCGGUCGGAGGUACUGUUAGCUGUGACAUACUGCCGAGGUGCGCCGGCGGGGAGGAUCAUGGAUAGAGAUGCUACAAUCACGGAAGCGUUCGGCGGUAUGAAAAACAAGGUGUUUCAACGAUGGCCUCUGCUUGGAUUCGGAACUAAGACGGUCGCCAACACGUCGGAGACGUCCGAAGACACACUUGUCAAGGACGCCGACGACGGUCUAGACCAAGGCGUCAAGUACAAUCCGCUCUAUCAGGAUUCCGACCAGGAGAGUCAGUACAGCAACCGCGUGCCAGCUUCCGUGACGGUGGUCAGCGAGGAUGCGGAUCGAAAGAAGUCGAAAAACGGCCGCUUCGCUCACCCGCUGUUUUCGGGCAUCGAGAAAAACUACAAGCCGCGGUUUCGCGCGCUGAACGGAAACGUGCUGCUCGCGCCCGACGAAGGAAAGCACGCCAGUAGAGGCGUGCGCGAGGCGUGGAGCGUCGCCACGCCGUCGUCGGCUAGCAGCGGCAGGACGUUGCCAACGACGAGCGGCGGAGACAGCAAGCAGCGCGCGUCGCGCUCGUGGCUUCAUCAGAAACACGAUCGCGAGGAGGGAAGCCACGCGAAGCAGACGCCCCGUAGCGGAAAGCCACGCGACGGAGCGCACGCGGGCGCAGAGGCAAGGCGACACGGUACCGGCGGCAGCACCGCCGACAAGUCGGAUAGGUCAUCCGGCACGACGACGCACGGCGUCCGGCAGCUGUCUCCGUCCCGCCGACUGCAGCGUCCUUCGUACGAAUCCGGAUCGACGUCCGGCGUCCGACCGCAGCAGCUGCGAUAUCCGGACGCCGGCGUGACGUCAUCUUCUCGGCCGCUGAUCGCCGACGGCGGUGUUGGACACGGUCUUCGCGCGAGCGCGCGAUCGCACGCGCCGAACAGUAACAGGACCGCUGCCGAUCAGGGUAGCGUGGACCGUAAGCAGCAGGGCAUCCCCUCGGCAUCAACGACGUCGCAGACAGGCACGCGUCGGUCGGAGGCGUCCUCUGGCGGUCGUACUGCGCGACAGCCGCUGCAGAAGAGUGGCAGCACCGACAACGGCACUGUGAGCGAGUCGUCGGGGGAUACACGUACGACGACGUCCGGUUCGGGAGCGCCGAGACUGGACGAUGCUCGCGGGCCGUUAGCUCGGCCGCUGCUAGAGGAGACAGACGAAGCUGACGCGCAGGGGCAGGCACGCCCCCUGGCAUCGUCUUCUGAUGAGCAGUUGAUAUACGCCGAACCAUACGAGGCGUUAGAAGACGUACGUCAGGCGAUAGCGACGGACGUGUUGCCACGGGAGCAGCCUGACGGAGCUGAACCGACCACUGUCGCAACUGACGGCAAACCUUCGCUCGCGGGCGACACCGAGAAGGCGGACGCGGCGGCGUCUCCGCACCACCAUCACCACCACCACCACUACCACGUAUACCGGCUGCACGAGUCCGAGACGGCGACGACGCCGACGGGCGUGCCGACGCCGUGUCCCGUGCACGGUCCGUCGCCGCACCCGCUCGCCGACACCGAGAGCGCCGUUGCCGCUAGUCCCGAGCCGGCGUACCUGUGCCCCGUGCACGGCGCCGACACUGCAGACGCCGCCGCGGGGGCGGGGGCGAGCUGCAGUCGUCCGCCUCCUAGUCGGCAGGCGGCGGCGGCGGAUUUCGGUAAGCCGCGACGCAAGGCCGACCUGUCGGACAUCGAGGAAGUUCCCGAGCCGACCGUCGACUACUCCGACUCGAACGACGACAGCCAGCCGAGCUCGUUCGGACGUCGGCGCGCCCGAGAGCCGAGUCCCGACUACUCGAGCGCCGAGCGACUCUACAAGCAGCUGAAGGCGAAGCUGUCGUUCGCGCGCCGGCAGCUGAAGUCGGGCGCAAGUCGCUCCGCGCCCGAGCUCGACGCGGCGCCGCCAACGCCCUCUGUCGACUACUCGUCGUACGACUCGCAGACGUCCGGCGACGAGUCGUCGUGGACUUCGUCGCCGGAGGACGACGUCGGCGCGGUCGUCGUCGGCCGUCGUCCGGCCGUGAAUCCGGCGUGUGCCAUACACGGCCAGGAGCAGUACUACCAGGGCGUGCACUUCGCCCAGCGCAACCGCGACAGCUUCUACCGCGCCAACGCUCUGCAGUACGCGGGGAGUCGCGCCACGCCGCGCAGCUCGCUCUACUCGAAGUUCUACACGCCCAGCUUCAGUCCGAUCAUCGAGGAGGAGGAGAAGACGCUGCGGCACACUACGCCGCCCGCACAGAAGAAGCCGACGCCGCAGGACGCGCGCAGCUUCAACAUCAACGCGUACGUGUACACGAUCAACAGCAACGUGUAUAGCGUCGGUCAGACGGGCAAGGAUGAGCUUCACAGCCGCGCAUCGAUAAGCAAGCAUUCGAGUAAAAGCUCCGUGCAGAAGCAGCUGGUGUCCAUAGAUCCGCACUACAACGACAUCGUGAGCACGGUGAAGGCACAGGAGACACGCAAGAAAGUCUGCUACCUCACGCUGGCUCUCUUCGCCCUCGUCGUCUGCCUGGGCGUCGGAAUCUGGAUGAUCAUUCAUUUGAGGAAGUACACCGUCUAGUGACAUCAUCGCUUAAACUUACCAUGGUGAAUAGCUUCUAGUGACAUCACAGUUUGACCUUACUAUGGUGAACAGCUUCUAGUGACAUCACAGUUUAACCUUACUAUAUGGUGAACAGCUUCUAGUGACAUCACAGUUCGACGUUACUAUGGUGAACAGCUUCUAGACCUUCUAGUGACAUCACAGUUUGAGCUUACUCUCGUGAAAAACAUCUAUACUGACCUAGUGAUGCCAUACCUAAAGGACACUGUGUCUGUGACGACGACUAACUUGACGUAAAAUGACGUCAUAGUUUGACAUUACUGAUGUGAGCAGGCUCUGGUGACAUUAUAUCAUGUCGUUCAAUAUGGUAAGCAACAUUUAGUGACAUUACACCUCGACAUCACUGCGGUGAACAGGCGUCUCAUUAUGGUACACAGCACCUAGUGAGUGAUAUAAUAAUCUGAUGCCGCUAUAUGGUGAUAAACAUCGUCUCAUAACGAGAUUACAACGAUAACCCGCAUCUCAUGGCGUCACAUCCUGGUUACUCAACGCCGCGUGAUAGUGAGUUACGUCACCCGCUGAUUGCAAGUUUUAGAAAGACGUACAAACACUGCUGGACGGAAGAAUCAUUUUCUGUGGAUGAUAGGUUUAUAUAGACACUUUGACAUAAAGACUGUGAUAGCGGGUUCAUAGAAAGUUAUUAUUAAUAUUACUGAUUCACCCGCUGACUGUUUAUUCAGUUUAAGUUAUGAUGCUGAAUACUCAAAUGUUGUUGAACGCAUCUUUAGUUUUCUACUGCCAUAGAUGAAAUUGCUACAAGAAUGUGAAAACUGUCUUAAUUUAUAGAUGUCUGUUAUCUAUUUAAGUGCUUCUGUGCUAACUGACAUAAAACAAAUGCCCUGAAAUGUUAUUUAUGCUUAUAGUUAUCAAACAUAAUGGCUAUACAGAAUGUGCCAACAUUUAAUGCCCUGUUAAUUAUUUGUUACUUAUGAUACUGUAAUUGUGCGUAAAUAUUGCACAUAAUAAAAACACAUUUACAAUUUUA